Messenger RNA from Drosophila bipectinata, 2110 nucleotides. RefSeq names its product bifunctional purine biosynthesis protein ATIC. Gene Ontology annotation, cellular component: cytosol. The record is from RefSeq and is a predicted model, not a curated record. Lineage: Eukaryota; Metazoa; Arthropoda; Insecta; Diptera; Drosophilidae. Gene Ontology annotation, molecular function: IMP cyclohydrolase activity; phosphoribosylaminoimidazolecarboxamide formyltransferase activity. Gene Ontology annotation, biological process: 'de novo' IMP biosynthetic process.
UGCAAAGCUUCGUUGUUAAGUUUUUUUAAUUUCAAAUCUCCCAGCUGAUUAUACAUUAAUAUCAAUACGUAGAAAACGGAUAGUCGCGGAUUUUCUUCCAACGGAUCAGUCGCAGGAAUCAACAGCUCUUAGACUUCAACCAUGAGCUCCAACAAGAUUGCUCUUCUCAGCGUUUCGGACAAGACGGGCCUGCUCGACUUGGGAAAGAACUUGGUAGCCCUCGGCUUCGAGUUGGUGGCCAGUGGCGGCACUGCCACCGCCCUUCGAGGAUCUGGACUGAAGGUCAAGGAUGUAUCCGAGAUCACUGGAGCCCCCGAGAUGUUGGGGGGACGUGUGAAAACUCUCCACCCGGCCGUGCACGCCGGAAUACUGUCCCGCACCACCGACACCGAUCUGGCCGACAUGCGCAAGCAGGGCUUUGAUCUGGUCCAGCUGGUGGUGUGCAAUCUGUAUCCCUUCACCAGCACCGUAGCCAAGCCAGACGUCACCCUGGCCGAUGCGGUGGAGAACAUUGACAUUGGGGGUGUGACCCUACUCCGGGCAGCGGCAAAGAAUCACCAGAGGGUGACGGUGAUCUGCGAGGCGGCGGACUACGACCGAGUGUUAACUGAGCUGAAGGCUGCGGGUGACACCACCCUGGAGACUCGUCAGGCUCUCGCCCUGAAGGCUUUCACCCAUACUGCCAGCUACGACGAUGCCAUCUCGGACUACUUCCGGAAGCAGUAUGGAUCUGGGGUGUCUCAGCUGCCCCUGCGCUACGGCAUGAACCCCCAUCAGAAACCAGCUCAGCUAUUUACCCAGUUGUCCCAAUUGCCUUUGAAGGUGUUGAACGCCUCGCCGGGAUUCAUCAACCUGUGCGAUGCCCUCAAUGGCUGGCAGCUGGUCCGGGAACUGAAGCAGGCUCUGCAAUUGCCGGCUGCCACCAGUUUCAAGCACGUCUCCCCAGCAGGAGCCGCAGUGGGCGUAGCCCUGAACCCAGCUCAGGCUAAGCUUUGCAUGGUGGACGAUCUUUACGAGCAGCUGACUCCUCUGGCUACGGCCUAUGCCCGUGCUCGCGGAGCUGAUCGUAUGAGCUCCUUUGGCGAUUUCGUGGCCUUGUCGGAUGUGUGCGAUGUGGUCACCGCAAGAAUUAUCUCCCGAGAGGUGUCCGAUGGCAUUAUUGCUGCUGGCUACGAGCCCGAAGCUCUGGAGAUCUUAAAGAAGAAGAAAAAUGGCGGCUAUUGUAUCCUGCAGAUGGACCCCAACUACGUGCCCUCGCCCGUGGAGCGGAAGACUAUUUUCGGCCUGACUUUGGAGCAAAAGCGCAACGAUGCCGUCAUUGAUUCCUCUCUUUUUGCCAACGUGGUCAGCAAGAAAGGUCCUCUGCCCGAGGCAGCUGUGCGGGAUCUGAUUGUGGCCACAAUCGCCCUUAAGUACACCCAGAGUAACUCCGUAUGCUAUGCCCGUGAUGGCCAGGUUAUCGGCAUCGGCGCCGGCCAACAGUCCCGGAUUCACUGCACCCGCUUGGCUGGAGAGAAGGCCGAUAACUGGUGGUUGCGUCAACAUCCCAGUGUGGCCGGCAUGAAGUUCAAGGCUGGAGUGAAGCGAGCUGAGAUCUCGAAUGCCAUUGACAACUAUGUGAACGGAACCGUAGGCAAGGACAUGCCCUUGUCGCAGUUCAACGGAAUGUUCGAUAAGGCUCCUACCCAGUUGACUAACGAACAGAAAGUGGAGUGGCUGAAGCAGCUUAAUGGCGUGGCCUUGGGCUCCGAUGCGUUCUUCCCCUUCCGGGAUAACAUUGACCGUGCUAGACUGAGUGGUGUCUCGUACAUUGCCAGUCCGGCCGGCUCCACCAAUGAUGCUGGCGUCAUUGCGGCCUGUGAUGAGCAUGGCAUCAUCAUAGCCCACACCAACUUGCGAUUGUUCCAUCAUUAAGGAACAGGUUGCCUUGAGUAUACGAUUUUCUUUACGAAUAUUACAGCGAAAAGACAUUUUAUAACCAGUUAAUAGUAGUUACAACAUUUUAUCAACUAUUUUUGAUAUGCAUUUUUAGAAACAUAAGAAGUACCCCCUAACUGCCUUAUCUCCAUUCCGAAUAAAAAGCCACUUGCCUUUUACUUAGUUAAACAAA